This is a messenger RNA of Alosa sapidissima (American shad), 2918 nucleotides long. It is a transcript of the gene inpp5kb, whose product is annotated as inositol polyphosphate-5-phosphatase Kb. NCBI's taxonomy places the organism in Eukaryota, Metazoa, Chordata, Actinopteri, Clupeiformes, Clupeidae. Gene Ontology annotation, cellular component: cytoplasm; ruffle; plasma membrane. The transcript has 13 exons. Gene Ontology annotation, molecular function: inositol bisphosphate phosphatase activity; phosphatidylinositol-4,5-bisphosphate 5-phosphatase activity; phosphatidylinositol-3,4,5-trisphosphate 5-phosphatase activity. Gene Ontology annotation, biological process: negative regulation of insulin receptor signaling pathway; negative regulation of glycogen biosynthetic process; phosphatidylinositol dephosphorylation. The record is from RefSeq and is a predicted model, not a curated record. The coding region runs from base 614 to 2191 and encodes 525 amino acids.
GUGUGUGUGUGAGUGAGAGGUUACUCGCGGCUGGAGAUGAUUAGAUUCAUAAAUGAUCUCAAGGUGUUUCUUAUUUUAGGACACUCGUCUCACUGUUUGGUCUGAGUUUUGAGUGAAGUUCAGUGAAAUUUUUACCUGGAACGACACAUUGCCUGAAGCUGUUUUAUCAGACAGCCAACUUCAACUGGGGUUUGUGCAAAUUUGAAAUAUAAUCCCAUCAGAGAUACAUGGCAUGGACUGGAGAUUUUUAAGAUGAAGCAGAUCAGAAGAUUGUGAGGAGGAAACAUACUUGAAGAAACAGAAAGAGGACAUUUUAAAGACUAAAAAGAAAACUAAAAUUAGCAUUAACUGUUGUUGAUCACCUAAGUGACUUAUACCAUUUGAUGAACUGUUAUUUAUUUUCAGUGUACUGCUGUGAAUGCUAUAUUGUUUGAAGCGUGUUGCUCCAGCGUUUUUGCCACUGAGCAGAGGUCAGCAUCUUGCGAAUCUACCAAAGACAUUUACUCUGAAGAGUGUGAAGCUCUCACUGGUCACUGUGGGUGACAGAAACCUUACGAGCAGCUGUAACCUCUCACUCGUCUAAGCCAGUAGGUCACACACGGUCAUAGGCCAAAUGGCUGAGUGUUUGGAACUUCCACGUGUCCGUUCGGACAGCUCGUCCAGUAGCACGUCCCAGUCCACCACGGGCCGUCUGAUGCUGCGGCAACGGCUCUCGCAGCUGCUCACCUGCGUGGAGGACCUGAGCUCGGACGAAGAGACUAACGAGGAGGUGUCCCGCACACUGGACGAGGCCUUCAACCUGUGCGGACGCUGGACCAACAAAGAGUUCCUCAGGCUUCACAUGGUCACGUGGAACGUUGCCACAGCGGAACCCCCUCGUGAUGUCACCUCUCUGCUGCGGCUGGACUCGCAGACUGCUACUGACCUCUACGUGAUUGGUCUGCAGGAGGUCAGUGCUACACCAGUCAGGUACAUAUCAGACCUCAUCGUAGAGGACUCCUGGAGUCACCUCCUCAUGGACACACUGGCACCAAAAGGCUAUGUUAAGGUCACAUCAGUAAGAAUGCAAGGCCUUCUGAUCCUCCUGUUUGCCAAACAAGCUCAUGUUCCCUACAUCAGGAAUGUCCAGACCACCUACACUCGCACAGGCAUCUACGGGUUCUGGGGCAAUAAGGGCGGAGUGUCCAUCCGCUUCUCCUUCUACGGACACAUGCUCUGCUUCCUCAACUGCCACCUGGCUGCGCACAUGAACUACGCCCUGCAGCGGGUCGACGAGUUUGAGUACAUCCUAGACACUCAGGACUUCGACGUCAACAACACACCGAAUGUCCUCGACCACAAAGUGGUCUUCUGGUUUGGUGAUCUGAACUUCCGUAUCGCUGACCAUGGGAUGCACUUCCUGCGUUCAUCCAUCGAGGGCGGCCGGUUCAACCUGCUGUGGACGAAAGAUCAGCUGACUGUGAUGAAGAAGAAGGAACCUCUGCUGCAGGAGUUUGAGGAGGGGCCUUUACAGUUCAAACCCACCUACAAGUUUGACAGGAACUCUGACACGUAUGAUUCCAGCUUUCAGAAGACAUGGUUUGGCUUUAAUGGGAAGAAGAGGAAGCCGGCCUGGACUGACCGCAUCCUGUGGCGAAUCCGACCCAAGACAGACGAUGAUGAGGGCUCCUCCAGGACAUCGCUGCUAGUGGACGAUGACGAGGAGUAUCCCCUGAAAGUGGCGCAGGAUGUCUACACCAGUAACAUGGAGUACGGCAUCAGCGACCACAAGCCUGUCAUCGGCAUCUUCACCUUGGAGAUGCGUAAGAAGUUUGAGAGGCCUCUGGUGACAGUGGAGGCAGAGGGCCUAUGGAGUGCUGACGAGAAUGUUCUGGUCUCCUACACCAUCCAGGAGGCCUUCCCCGCCUCCACCUAUGACUGGAUCGGCCUCUACAAGACUGACUUCAAGAGCCCCCAUGACUAUGUGGCCUUUACCUGGGCAAAAGAUUAUGAGGUUCCCGUUAAUGAUCUUGUGAAGGUGUGUAUGAAGGGAGACGAUCUUCCGCUGCUCUCUGGGCAUUAUAUCCUCGGCUACUACAGCACCAACAUGCAGAGCAUCGUGGGACUCAGCCGCACAUUUCAGAUCCAGGAAUCCAAACAAGCUGUCCUGGAGGGUCUUGUGCCGGAGAACAUCAAUGGACUGGACAAGUGAGACUGCACAGAGGUCCCCAGAGAGAGAGAGAGAGAUCCACUUGACGCCCAGCUGUGACGGAGCUGAACAUUGCCACGUGCACCUGCCAUUUGUUCAGUGUGCCUUCUAGGAGUCUCCAAAUGAUGUACUUCUCACCAUGCGUGAUUGUGUCAGUGAAAGAUCAGUUCUUUGAUGAGUUCUGUUGUAAGUCUCUUGUGCUUUUAGGCUUUUAUUUCCUCUUUUAUUAUGUCACUGCUAUUGUUUUGUCACUCUCUGCGCCAAUGAGAGCACCAGAAUAGAAGGUAUUAAUUGUUUUGGUUUAAUUAUGGAGAUUAUAUGAUUGUUUGUGCAUUAGCUACUGUGUGUAUGUGUGUGUGUGUGUGUCUGUGUGUGCAUAGAGAAAACAUAUUUCUCAUAUCAAGUGCUUUCCUGAAUAUUGUACCUGUGUUGGAUGCCUUUUUGUUUGUGGAUUUGUGAGUGAUUGUAAUUGCGUGCAUGUUUAUGUGAAAUAAGAGCAGGCCUAUUGACGAUACAAAUGUACACACUCAUAUGUAAGAAUACACACACACACAUACACAUACACACUUACACAAACACACAAAUUGACGCACAAAAUUCAUGAAUGAGAGAGAGAAAGAGGCUUUUCAGUAUGUUGAUGUUAAUUAAUUUGAUGUAAAGCAUCCCUCCUGAGUAUGGAAAUGUAAUGAUUUAUGCAUACCAAAAUGAUCAUAAUUAUAAUGGAUCACAU